This is a messenger RNA of Gaeumannomyces tritici R3-111a-1, 822 nucleotides long. RefSeq lists its product as hypothetical. Lineage: Eukaryota; Fungi; Ascomycota; Sordariomycetes; Magnaporthales; Magnaporthaceae. The record is from RefSeq and is a predicted model, not a curated record. The transcript is spliced from 2 exons. Bases 1 to 690 code for a protein of 229 amino acids.
AUGGGCCCUGAGGUGUCCGACCAAAGACUCGACUUGACAAGACGCCGUUUGGCAAAUCAGAUAUUGGAUCGGGACAACUCUGAGCCAGAGAUUUGGCUCACACUCGAGCAAUCAUUCGUCAAGGUCAGGGCGACCGACAGAGAUAUCAUCCUCUUCCUUCGGACGCUGUGGCGCUUGUUGGCACGCUGUUUUCGUCCUUAUCACAUACCCGCAGCUAUUGGCGUGGUAUUGGACGGGAAAAGGGAACCUGCGCGGCAGCGCCGCAUGUUCUCCCCGACCGUGAAUAGAGACGAGACGAGACGCGACCAAGCUAGACUGGAAUCAAGCCACGCCGAAAAGAGCCAUGUCGGCGACCUCAGCCAGAUACUCGACCAGGCCCUCGCGCUCGACAAGGAGAUGAGCGUGCAGGUCUCUCUGGUGAUGCUGUUCAGACAAGACUUGAAGCCUCCCCUUCACUUCAAACAGGAUGAGAUGGAACUAGAGCAUGGGGAAACGCUUUCCACUACCGACCAGCAAGUGCUUCUCAUUGUCUCGCCAGCAAUGACGAGGUGUGGAAAGCCUUCCGGCGAGGACUCCGACCAGGAGAGGCUUCUCCUACCCAUAAAGGUCUCUUGUGACCCCGGCACCCGGCACAGAAUGACAAGGGCCACAAACCCUUGGGGCAUACUCACAUACCUGAACCCUAGAUAGAUUCCUUUCCUCCUCAUCUGUAAUAGACUGUUUAUGAGGAUAGCAGAAUGCACGGCGACCGUAACAUUUGAUAUGCAUUUUCUACUGGCCCACUGUUGCGUUCUGUUCCCAGGGUAGAGCACCUGUAGUCGG